AUGGCGAGCACUAGCAUGGCGGUGGUAAUCCUUGGCAUCCUUGUGUUCCUGCAGGUGUCCGGCGCGGCUGGGUGGGCCAUGGACCAGCCGGCGGCGAUGUCAUUGAACGGCUUCCAGCAAGGAGAAGAGGGCGGGCCGGCGGCGCGCGACGGCCCGUGCGACGGCCAGUAUCACAGCGACAACCUCUUCCUGGUGGCGCUGACCACGGCGUGGUAUGAGAAUGGCGCCCGGUGCGGGAAGCUGAUCAGCGUCAAUAGCUCGAACGGGCGAUCCCAUGAGGCUAGGGUCGUGGAUGAGUGCGGUACUGAUAACGGCUGCCGCACCGAUGAGAUCAGCACGUCCGUGGCUGUGUGGGAGGCACUUGGGCUCGAUACCAGCGUCGGCGAGGUAUCCGUCACCUGGUCGGACGUAAUCUGGUAA
Triticum urartu is the source of this 420-nucleotide messenger RNA. NCBI's taxonomy places the organism in Eukaryota, Viridiplantae, Streptophyta, Magnoliopsida, Poales, Poaceae. The record is from RefSeq and is a predicted model, not a curated record.